AUGGCAACCCUUACUUCCGUGCUAGCAGGCCUGCCAUCAAUGGGGUUUGGCAUCGGGCUGUCGCCUCAAGUCGGCAUCGCACUCGCUCUCACUCUCAUUGGCAGCCUCAGCACGGCUCUUGGCGGUGCUCUCGUGGUGCUUCAAGCUGUGCCUGAUAUCAAGCGGCUAGGCCUCCUGCAGAGGGGUGGACGGGGAGGGGAGGAGAGACGGAGAUUAAAGGAUGUGGCAGAUGAGAAGGAAGCAGAGGUGGGGGAGCGGGAGAUGCAGAGGCGGCGGCAAGCGGUGCUGUGGAGUGGAGUGAUCACGGCGCUGGGCAUCAGCCUGCAUAACUUCCCCGAAGGCAUCGCCGUGUUCCUGGGCACCAUGAAGGUGAGGAGGAGUGGAAAGGUGUUAUUGGUGCAUGAUGGUGGGGGAACGGGGGUGGGUGAGGGGAAAGAGGAUUUACUGGUGUAUCUAUGGGGUACUGAUGGGGAAAAAAGCCUAGCGGUGGCCAUAGCGCUGCACAACAUCCCAGAGGGCCUCGCAGUCGCCCUCCCAUCUGCCUCAGCAUGUCUAACCUUCCCUUCCCUUCCUCCUACCCUCCCUUCAGGGUGCCUUGCAGUCGCCCUCCCCAUCUACUUCGGCACGCGAAGCCGCUGGGCCGCCUUCCGAGCCGCGGCUCUCUCGUGGGCUGCGGAACCGCUGGGGGUCAUCUUCGUCGCUCUCUUCUUCCUGGCUUCCCUCGCCCCUGAUAUCAUUGAAGGACUUCUUGCUGGUGGUACGUGCCCUACUCUCUCCUCCCCCUUUUUGGGAAGCCGCUGGGCCGCCUUCCGAGCCGCGGCUCUUUCCGGGGCUGCAGAGCCGCUGGGGGUUAUCUUUGUGGCCCUCUUCUUCCCGGCCUCCCUCGCCCCGGAUAUCAUUGAGGGGCUUCUUGCUGGCAGCACGUGCUCUGCUCUCUCACGGUGCUGGUUUUCCCCGUUUUGUUUUCUGCGCUGGCAUGUUGCUUCUGCUGCCCCUUUCACUCUUCAUGUGCUGCCUGUGCUGGCGUGUGCAUCCCUGUUGGGCGGCAUCAUGGCGUUCCUAGUGCUGCACGAGAUGCUGCCUCUGGCCUUUGAGUACGCGGGGCAUCGCAGGGCAGUGCAGGCCAUGUUCCUGGGCAUGGCUGUCAUGUCCGCCAACCUGCACCUCCUAGCACUCUCCCUCCCACCGGACAUCUCUUUGUGA
Messenger RNA from Closterium sp. Naga37s-1, 1203 nucleotides. NCBI's taxonomy places the organism in Eukaryota, Viridiplantae, Streptophyta, Zygnematophyceae, Desmidiales, Closteriaceae. The record is from the annotation of a GenBank genome assembly.